Diaporthe amygdali is the source of this 666-nucleotide messenger RNA. RefSeq lists its product as uncharacterized. Lineage: Eukaryota; Fungi; Ascomycota; Sordariomycetes; Diaporthales; Diaporthaceae. Gene Ontology annotation, biological process: translational elongation. The record is from RefSeq and is a predicted model, not a curated record. Gene Ontology annotation, cellular component: nucleus; cytoplasm. The transcript is spliced from 2 exons. The coding region runs from base 1 to 666 and encodes 221 amino acids.
AUGGGUUCCUUCGGCACAAUUUACUCGUACCCGAACAACUUUCGGGUGCAGCGCGCUCUUGUCAUCGCCGCCCUUAACGGUCUUGAAAUCGACGUUCCAGAGUUUCAAUUCGGUCAGGCAAACAAGACACCAGAGUUCCUAGCCAAAUUCCCGCUCGGCAAGGUUCCCGCCUUUGAGGGUGCCGAUGGCUUUACCCUGACCGAGGGCGCCGCGAUCGCCACAUAUCUUGCCGGCAGUGGACCCCGGGCCGAGCAGCUCCUCGGCUCUGACCUGAAGACCAAGACUAAGAUUGCCGAAUGGACUCUGUUCACCGAAACGGAGCUUAACGCUCACGCCACCCCUCCUCUUAUUAUGAUGCUCAAAUUUCAGCCCUUCGAUGAGACGCGGUACAACUUCUCAGCCUCCGCCUUCGAGCGAUCACUGCAAAAAGUCGAGGCUGCGGUGAAGGGCGGCAAGAAGUACCUCGUUGGAGAGCAACUGACGCUGGCGGAUUUGGAGGUCGUGGCUUCUCUGUUCUUUGCAAGUGGUUUCUUGUUGGAUGCAGAGAUGAGGAAGACUGCGCCGGCCACAAUCGAAUACUUGAAGGGAAUUGCAGCAACACCCGAGUUUGCCAAGGUCUUUGGAGAGUACAAGCCUGUUGAGACGCGGGUCAAGGGCGGCGCAUAA